This is a messenger RNA of Eruca vesicaria subsp. sativa (arugula), 1342 nucleotides long. The record is from the annotation of a GenBank genome assembly. Lineage: Eukaryota; Viridiplantae; Streptophyta; Magnoliopsida; Brassicales; Brassicaceae.
ACCCCAAGACAAAGCUAAUUAUUCAUCCAAACCAAAACCAAAAAUCAAACAGAGAGAGAAAGAAAGAAAAAAAAUGGCCGCAACCGCAACAACAGAAUUGAUCCCAGCAGGAGAAGUGAUCGCUUGCCACACCGUUGAGGAAUGGACCGAGAAGCUCAAGGCCGCUAGAGAAUCCAACAAACUCAUUGUGAUUGACUUCACAGCAACGUGGUGCCCACCAUGCCGUUUCAUUGCACCAGUCUUUGUCGAGUUCGCUAAGAAGCAUCUUGAUGUGAUCUUCUUCAAAGUCGAUGUCGACGAACUCCAGAGUGUUGCUCAGGAAUUCAAGGUUGAGGCGAUGCCUACAUUUGUGUACCUGAAAGGAGCAGAGCAGGUCGAUAAGGUGGUUGGUGCUGCUAAAGACGAGAUCGAAGCCAAGCUGCUAAAGCACUCUCAAGUUGCUGCAGCUUGAUGAUGCGUCUUCCUCUACUUAUUUGCUAGUAUGUUUGGUGUAUUAAUAAAUCCCUUAUUGAGACUUUUCACUUGAAUCAUCUUCCCUUGUGUGGUGGUUGUGCUUACAUGCCCUUUGGGUGUGUGAAUAAAAUGUUUGCAAACUUUAUAAGCUAUGGUUAUUUUCAUGUUUAGUUGUCUUUUUAACUCUUUUGAGGUUAUUGUGUUAUGUUAAAAUUUCAGUAUUCUGUUAAAAUUCCAAUCAAACAAACACACAAAACAAAUCAGUAAGAGGUACUAAGCUUUAUGCAUAAGCUAUUAAUGUUACAACUGAUAUUUGAUUUGCACGAGAAAACUGAUACUGAUUUGCCCGAGCUAACAGCACCUUCGUAAUUGCAAACAUGAACCUUUUUGUGUUUCUUUACUAGCUCAGGAUUCAUGAUGAAGUUUUGCAUAGUUGAAGUUCAUUUACCCAUUUUAAAUUUAAUAGGCUUUGGUUGUAUUUGUAUUUGUUGGUCUGAUAAGCUUGUAACUCAAAUGCGUAGGAGUUUUUAGAUCUUUACUUGUGCAGUUCAUAUUCCUAAGAACUGAACAAAUUAUUUUCCCAACGGUCUACGCUUCGAAUUUUAAUGAUUGAAAGGUGAUAGAUAUGGAGAUUCAACACAUUUGUCAUUUCAUUAAUUCCACUGGCAAACAGCACAAGAACAUACAAGAUAUCACGGAGUGUUUGAAUAGUACCGUCAUGUUUUGUUUAUGUAGAUUAUGAACCAGUACUCUCUUUUUUUUGUCAACAAAUUGUUGUUUACUGCGUCGUUUUAUGUUGUUGACAAGAAGAAUCACACAACCAAUUUCUUGAAAAUUUUCCAUUUUAUAGGUUGCUGACUUUCACUUUCACACCACAUCAAUGACAAGC